AUGGUGUUAAUACAGCAGCUUUUAAUCUUGUCGUUGUUGGCUGCAGCCAUAAUGGCUCAGUGCCCUGCUCCAGCUGACCUGAAACUGAACAGUGUAUGUGCCAGGAUGUUUGAAGACAGCAGCUACUACAAUGAUAAGUCCUGUGGAGGAAGUUACUUAGAUGCCAAGAAUGGAGAUGACUUUCCAUUUAUGCCACUGGGAUGGGGCAACAGGAUCUCUUCUAUGGUAGUUGCCACUCGCUGUGAAAUAAGAGUCUGGUCUACAGCUGCAAAGCUGGGAAACAAUCGCCUUUUCAGCACUGGCACUUACUAUCAACUUAGAGAUUAUGCACAAGGUCUGUUUGGAGACUGGAAUAAUGCAAUCUCUUCCUACUACUGCAAGUGCAAUUAA
Molecule: messenger RNA, 390 nt
Organism: Protopterus annectens (West African lungfish)
Lineage: Eukaryota; Metazoa; Chordata; Ceratodontiformes; Protopteridae
Product: syncollin-like
Exons: 1
Coding region: 1-390 (129 amino acids)
Biological process (GO): exocytosis
Cellular component (GO): secretory granule membrane
Source: RefSeq, a predicted model, not a curated record